AUGAACGAUUACGGUUAUGGAAAACAACGAGAAAGUAACGAUUUUCACGAUAACGUCCGAAAUGAGCAGGGGAAAAUGGAAAAUCGGGGUAAAAACCGGGACACAGGAUCUAUGACUCUUAAACGAUUGAAUAGUAUUCAGGAUCCAGGAAAGAGAUAUGAACUGAAGGAUCGUAUUGGUACUGGCAUAUGCGGCGAUGUUUACGAAGGGAUUGAUCAGCAAGCUGGAAAUAAAAAAGUUGCCAUUAAGAUUCAAAAGCUCACGCCGGAAACGCAGUUCCUAAUUGUAGAAGAGUAUCAUAUUCUUCGUGAUUUCGCCGGUCAUUCAAAUCUACCGGAUUUCUACGGAAUAUAUCGCAGACGAUCAACUAAGAAAGCCGAAUACGACGAAAUAUGGUUCGUCAUGGAGCUCUGCGAAGGUGGAACAGUCAUGGAUCUCGUUCGUGGGAUGAUCGCAAGUGACAAAAGAAUACGAGAAGAACAUAUUGCCUUCAUCUUAAGGGAAGUGAUCAGGGCUUUGAUCCACUUGCACGAGCACAACGUGAUCCACAGAGAUGUCCGUGGCAGCAAUAUCGUUCUGACGAAGGAAGGCGAAGUGAAAUUAGUGGAUUUUGGGCUCUCGAGAACGAUGAAAAGCGAACUCGAAAAAAGGCGCACCUACAUAGGCUCACCGUCCUGGAUGGCGCCAGAAAUGAUUGGUGGGAAAGACAGCGGAGCCGACAGCGGAUACGGCAGCCGAGUCGACGUAUGGGCGAUCGGCAUCACGGCGAUAGAACUGGCCGACGGCAAAGCACCGUUCGAGGACAUGCAUCCGACUCGCGCGCUCUUCCAGAUCGUCCGGAAUCCACCGCCGACUCUCUACCGACCCGCCAACUGGUCGAAGAAUUUCAAUGACUUCAUUUCGGAAUGCCUCGAAAAGAAUCCCGAGAACAGGCCGUACAUGAUGGAGAUCAUCGAGCAUCCCUUUCUGUCGGAGCUACCCGAAAACGAUUAUCCUCUGACGCAAGAGAUCAAAGCGCUGUCAAUGGAUCUCUCGGAGAAGGGCAGACAACAAAGAAAAGCGGAAUCGAUAGUUCGUAAAGGUUUCUUGAAGAUUCAUCAGGAUGAGCCACCGGAACAAAUGUUCAUGGAGGACUUAGCGGCACUGGAUAUCCUGACUGAAGACAUCAUCUUGGACGAACUUCGCGAGAAACUGCGGCGAGGUGAAUAUCACACGUUUAUCGGCGACAUUUUAUUGAUACUCAACCCGAACGAGGAGCACGAUAUUUACGGUGUUCACCAUCACGCAAAAUAUCAAUGCAAAUCACGAUCGGAUAAUGCUCCCCAUAUCUAUUCCGUAGCGGAUAGCGCGUUUCAAGAUGUCAUGCUUAACGAAGAAGCUCAGCACAUUUUGCUAGCCGGUGAAAGUAACUCCGGGAAAACGACGAAUAUGCUGCAUCUAGUGGAGCAUCUUAUGUUCCUCGGAAAAGGUCUGCACGAUACCGGAGCGAGAGUGCUGCGAGCUAUAAAAAUUAUUCAUGCUUUUGCAAACGCGGCGACACCGCUGAAUGCUAAUUCAACCAGAUGCAUAUUGCAAAUACAGACGACUUUCGGGUCAACCGGCAAAGCAUCGGGGGCAAUAUUGUGGCUGUAUCAGUUGGAAAAAUGGCGCGUUUCGACUCGCGACAGAAAUCAAUCAAACUUUCAUAUUUUUUACUACUUUUACGACGGUCUCGAGGCAUCAGAAAAUUUGAAAACGUAUUUCUUACCAAGUGGUAGAAAACUUCGAUACCUCAGAAUAACCGAUAAAAGCACCGAAAAAAAACGAGCGUUCAAAGUGAGAAAUGAUCCGCAAAACAACGCGGUUAGACUCGAGGAACUUAGGGAUUGUUUUAAGUUUAUGGAUAUGGAAGAGCAUUGCGAGACUAUUUGGAAAAUUCUCGCAGCCAUUCUGAUGCUCGGAGAGAUUCGAUUCGUUGAAGGCAAUAACGGAGAGGCUGAGUUGGACAACAGCGAAAUUGCUAACAGAGUGGCAGAACUUCUUGGCUUGGACUCGAAGAAAUUUAUUUGGGCUCUCGUUAAUUACUGCUUGAUCGUGAAGGGAUCAGCGAUACGUAGGAAGCACACUUGCGAAGAAGCGAAAGAGGCACGAGAUGUCUUAGCAAACACUCUUUAUCAGCGUUUAGUAGAUUGGAUAAUCAACAUCAUUAACUAUAAACUUUCAAUGACUCGUAGCCUUUAUGGCGAUAAAUAUUCCAUCAGCAUCCUUGAUCACUUUGGACUCGAAUGUUUCUCAGUAAAUCGGCUGGAACAACUAUUGGUGAAUACGUUAAACGAACAAAUGCAAUAUUAUUAUAAUCAAAGAGUAUUCGCUUGGGAAAUGCAAGAACAAGAAGAGGAGGAUAUACCCAUGCAACGAUUACGCUUUUACGAUAAUAAGGAAGCGGUUGAUCAACUAAUGAGCAAAGAAGCUGGCCUCUUUCACAUUAUCGAUGACGCUUCACGGCAAAUGCAAGACGCUCAGUAUAUUCUCGAGAGGAUUAAAGAACAUAAACGUGGCAUCCACGUGAAACCGGUGAGUUCGCACGAGUUCACGGUCACACAUUACACCGGUAAGCUGAUAUACGACGCCAGCGAAAUUGCCACGAAAAAUCGAGACUUCAUACCGCCGGAGAUGAUCGGCACGAUGAGAUUCUCUUCGCACGAUGCAGUCAAGCAGAUGUUCACUAACAAGCUAACCAAGUCGGGAAACCUGACGAUCGUUCACGAACAUUGUCUCGCGGCGAAGAAGACGUCGAAAAAGAAAUGGAGUGCUCUUAUGCAAGAGUCUUCUAUGUUACGAAAAUAUAACACUGCGUCCAGAGGACAGUACUCACAGUCGCGCAAGAUGCGAACAUGCUCGUCAACGUUCAGAGCGACGAGUCUCGAAAUUUUGAAAAAUCUCGCGAUAGGCGUGGGCGGCACACAUUUUGUCAGAUGCAUACGCUCCGAUCUCGAGGAUGCUCCUCGCAGCUUUUACCGCGAAAUCGUCAAACAACAAAUCAGGGCGUUAGCAGUUCUUGAUACCGCGAAAGCCAGACGACGCGGGUAUCCAUACAGAGUACCGUUCCAAGAAUUUCUUCGAAGAUACAAGUUUCUAGCCUUCGACUUUGACGAAACGGUAGAGAUGACGAAAGAUAACUGCAGAUUACUUUUGAUCAGAUUAAAAAUGGAAGGCUGGAUUAUCGGCAAGACCAAGGUUUUCUUAAAGUACUACAAUGAGGAAUAUUUAUCGCGCUUAUAUGAAACUCAAGUAAAAAAAAUCAUAAAGGUUCAAUGCAUGUUGCGUGCCUUUCUAGCGCGUAAAAAUAUUGCCUCGAAAAUGUGUAAUAUCAAGAAAGAAAUUGUAAAGAAAGCGUCAAUCAAGAGAAAUAACUCACUUACUGAAGAAAAAGCGGCAUUGAUGAUACAGAAAACAUACAGAGGACAUAUUGUAAGAAAAGAAAUGGGGCCUUUACUCAAGGAAGAAAUGAGUCAAGAGACGAAAGAUUUCAUCAAAUUCUAUUGCAGCAAAUGGAGAUCGAAAAGCGUGUUCCAAGUCCUCCUACGGUACCGUGCAGCCCGAUAUCAAGAUUUUGUGCAAUUAUCGCAACAGGUUCAUCUGUACAAUCAAUCGAUAGUGGCAGCCUUGGAAAAAAUGAAUGAACAUGUUGUAUCCCUUGAAAAGAUCGAUCCAAGUGCCAAAAUAGAUGCCUACGUAAAUGAGGUAAAACCACCUCAAGUCUACAAACUUCCUUUCAAUAUGCAACAAGAGCUCCCGUAUUUCGACACGAAUUACAUGAAUGAUCCUUCAAACGUAAACAUUAAACGUGCAGGGUCUAUAUCAUCCACAUUAAGCGACGACGAGCACGAGUCCUGGGAUGCACCGUUACGUAGACAAACCGUACCCUGGGCUAACAAAAAUGUUCACACCAGAGAUAUCGAGGUACAAACAACAAACUCGCCACAUCGCGUACCUCUUCAUCGUUCGUCGAUCAGCGGUGAGCAAAGUUUAAUCAACACUCUAUUCACCAGGGAUCCGAAUGUUCCGAUUCAGUGUCCACCGAAGGAGCCACCCCGCCGUAACAUUUCUGGCUUUCAAUCUGCGAAUAAACGUAACUCCACACACUCUUCCGAAUCUUAUACUCCUUACUGCGCAAAAUUGCAACAAAAUAACAACAUCGACGCCGGAUACACUAGGAAGAAAGUAUCAUCGCCACCAGUACCAGUCAAUCGAACGCAACCCUCAGCAAUGCGCAAUUUCAACAAUUAUGAAUCAAACAUUCAAAACAAAAAUAGUACAGAAUGGGAGUUUGAGAACAGAAAUAAUCGCAAUAUUAACAGUGAUAUUCGUGUAAAUGCUAUCAAAGAAUUGGAAAUGAUCGGACGCAGGAACAACAAUGAUGAAAAUGACGAUGCACCACCAUUCAACUUUCAAGCGAUGCUGCGGAAAACGCCUCAUCAGCGUGCUUCGAUGAAACGUAACCCCGUAUACGAGAGCGUCACGUCAUCAGAAUCAGUACCAAAAUCUUAUCACCGCAAUAACGAUUUAGACGAAUCAAAUACUGUCUACAAGAGUAGCGAUAGUCGUAAAGAUUCGCCAGAGUGGAGUCCGAACGAAAUGAUCCUCAUGUCAGAGGAAUACGCGAAUGAGAAUACGGAAGCAUUGAAUAAAGAAGACGCAAAAAACAGUGUUACUACAGAGAUAGCACCGGGCAUUGUUGUCAAAGGCUACGUGGCUGACCUCUAAAAACUCACAACCAGAGAUUAGUUGCAUCAAAAUCAAUUAAUUGCAUUUAUGUUUAAGCAAAUUAUUUCUCUUCGUGUAUUUAUCAUAUCUAGGACUAUAAUUUGGAAAAGAAGAAAGAUCGCUAAUUAAAAUUUAGUAGAGAUAAAAAAGUAAUGCAACCAAUUUCUCAUAUUUAGAUUGCGUCUAAUAAAAACAUAAAUCUAUAACAAAUAGCGCAAUGAAAUCACUGACGUCGUGACAAAUUGUUGAUUAAACAAAUCAAUAAUUACAACUAAAAGAAUUAAGGACAUAUGUAUUUGCGAUUUAUUUAUUGUAGAAAGUUAAAUAUUAUUUCUCUGUUAAUAUAAAUCAUAACCAAUAACCAUUUCUAUAAAUCAAUAUCAAUAUAACUCAAAAUAAAUAAUUUAAAUUAUAAAUAGCGUAUUAUGCAUUUAUAAUAGUACUGAUUAAUGCGCAUGUGUUCAUAAAAAAUAUAUAUAUAAGUACUUAACAAAUUAUAA
Molecule: messenger RNA, 5246 nt
Organism: Temnothorax curvispinosus
Lineage: Eukaryota; Metazoa; Arthropoda; Insecta; Hymenoptera; Formicidae
Gene: ninaC
Product: neither inactivation nor afterpotential protein C
Exons: 23
Coding region: 1-4746 (1581 amino acids)
Biological process (GO): protein phosphorylation
Cellular component (GO): myosin complex
Molecular function (GO): protein tyrosine kinase activity; cytoskeletal motor activity; ATP binding
Source: RefSeq, a predicted model, not a curated record